UCAAUACAAGGCUGCUGUCAGUGGGCUUUUCCACGGAUACUCUGUAUAUCACACUUGUGUUAUGCUGUUAUGCCUGCCAGAUGGAUACUAGUUGACCAGCCAUCUUCAAUAUAGAUCCAUCAUCAUACAAACCAACAAAAACCAUAAUCGAGUAAUUCAUCCAAAGUAUAUUAAUCUUAAUCCUCAAGAUCGAGUUGAAGAAGACCUUUCCAUCCCGUCGUCACUUAUCUGAAUCAAGAUCAACGAAUGUCAUACCUCUUCAAUUAACCCUUGUAUUAUCUACCUAGGUACCCCAGAAUCAUCAGCAUCCCACCGCUUGUCUCAUCCACACUCGUCCCAUAUCACGGCAAAAUCAGCCUACGAGACCGAUACCUGAUGAUUUGCCAGCUCAUGCCCAAUCAUUAGGAUUAUGACUGGUGAUGAAAUUUUGCGCAGCAUCAUUCAUUCAUGAUUAAAAAAAGAUCUUCCUCUUUCGUUGUACAAACCAUUUAAUUACCUGGUUCACGAAUAAAAUCCUACCGUCCCUUUAUUCAUACCUACCUACUUACAUAUAAAACAUUCUCGCUAUCCGCUCUAUCGAUGCGGACAAAACAGCCAGAGGAAACGAAUGCGAUGCCAAGAUACAAUAGCCAACAACAGCCAUAUCGAGAUCUUAUUGAUUGAUCGUUUUCUGCACAUUGAGGGAUUGAGAUAUCGACAUCAUAUUUUGUGAAUAUGGCGCAGACCCAACCGCAACCACAGGAGGAAUCUCCCGACGUGGAUCCAAAAGAAUUCUAUGGAUAUUUGUUUGAUGAGAAUAAGAGUCCGACGCCAGUACUAAAUGCGCUAUUGAGAGGCGUCGCGAAUCAUAUUAUAGAGAAUGUGGGAAGUAAAGAAGAUAAAUUCCUAACGCCAGAGAAGUUGGCACUUUUCUAUAAAGCUGUUGGUGGAAAUUAUGAUUCUCUUUUUGUGGAGACGACACAUCCAUCCAUUUCUUGGAUUUAUGCCUCGAUAGGCUGUCAACAUACAUUAAACCCGACGAAAGAUGAUUUUGCCCCUCCUUCGAUACCAUGUCUCACUGUGCGAGGAUUCGUGCGAUGGCAGUCGAUUGAAAUACUUUUAGGGCCCGAGGAACAUGUGCCAUUCCUCCAAACCGCAGUCCGAGAUUUCGAAAUCAAAAAUCCAGACACGGGAGCGAGAUUCCCAAUUGAUUUGCCAAAGGAAGCCUUCCCAUUGGUACCGGAUGCGGGAAUAGAGGAAUGGCAUCGGACCUGUGCAGAGAAAUUACGCAAACGAGCAGCGCCGGAUGAUGAAGAGGAUACUCCCAUACCGGACCUCCCGCCGAGACCCAAAGUGCAAGCAAAAUACGUUCAUGUUCGGCCUUCGCCCAGGAUCCCAGAGCCAACUCCAACAAAUGCUGCGCAUCCCCGCAGCGGCUAUUUCGAACCUUCUACUCGCGAGUCUACCCGCGAGUCUACUCGCGAGCCGCCUCGGGAAUCUACUAGAGAACCUACUCGUGAAUCCGCCCGGGAAUCUACUAGAGAACCUACUCGUGAAUCCGCCCGGGAAUCUACUCGCGAGCCUCCUCGCGAAUCGGCGACCCGGGAAUCUACUACCCGUCGACCCAGUCGACCCAUACCUUAUACCCACGUCUCAGCAUCUCGACCCCAACGACCCCCUCUCAACCGAUCACCUACUCAUCGAGUGCGUCAAUUUCUUGCUCCAGAAGAGCCAUAUGCACCCCGCAUACCCCGCGGUCGUCAUCGCAGUUUUCCCAAUUUAAGUUCACCCGUCUCAGAAGACGCUCCUAUCUUCCACGCGCACCCCGCUCCUCCUACCGAUCCCCACCAUCCCCAUCACCAUGUCCCAGUUCCGGAUCCUCCGCACCCCGCUCACCCGCGAAGACAUAGUCAUCCGCGACAAUCCCGCCACGCACCCAUCGUUUCCGACUCCUCCGAUUCGUCCAGCGAUACCAGCGUGACUUCAGAUUCGGAAGAUGAUCCUUCCCCGAAAACUCGCACGAUUCCGAUCAAAACAUCGACGGGUAGACAGUCCAUACCAAGACAUCCGCAAACGGCUUAUAUGUCGCGAAGUGCUGGAGCGGAUAGUCCUCGGGUGUUUGCAUUUCCAUCUACGGCGCCGGGCAGUACGAUGCCGUCUCCGGUUUCGGAUGCGAGAGACAGAGAGAGGGAGAGGGAGAGACAGAGAGAUAUUGAGGAGAAAGUGAGACGCGGUCAGUAUCCGACUAAUAUUGAUUUGAAUGGUAAAUUGAGCGCGCCGUUUCUGGCGGGGAGGAGGAAGAGAGAGACGGGGAGAGGAUCGGUUGAUAUUGAUAGGGAGAGGGAGAGGGAUAGGGAGAGAGAAAAGGGGAGAAGCGAUAGUAGGGGUGUGAAGUGGAGGGAUCUAGGAGAUAUUGCUGAGAUGUGGAGGAAUGGGGGGAUGAGAGGGGAGGGUGUUAGUAGUCAUUCUCAUCAUGUGAGUGGGGGGAGCGGCGGAGAAAGUGGAAGAGAGAGUGGAGAAGGGAGGGGGAGUAGGACACACAGUAGUCGGGAAGAUAGGAGCGAUAGGGACAGGGAUAGAGAUCGCGAAAGGGAAAGGGAAAGGGAUCGAGAUAGAGAGAGGGAUAGAGAUCGAGACCGAGAUGAGCGGGAUAGGGGUGAUAGAGACAGAGAUUACAAGAGAAGGGAACGACCUAGGUUACAAACGAGACAUAGUAGUCAUGAGGAAAUCCCCGCGAGGAGAAUCAGAACGGAAAGAGCGGAUAGAGAGAGAGAUGAUGAAUACGAAGGGAGGAGUUUCAGGGAACGAGAUCGAGAGAGAAGGGAAAGGAUUGUGAGUCCUGUGAGGGGUGUAGAUGGGAGGAAAUAUCCGGAUUGGAGAUGA
This is a messenger RNA of Botrytis byssoidea, 2862 nucleotides long. RefSeq lists its product as uncharacterized. The coding region runs from base 715 to 2862 and encodes 715 amino acids. The transcript has 3 exons. NCBI's taxonomy places the organism in Eukaryota, Fungi, Ascomycota, Leotiomycetes, Helotiales, Sclerotiniaceae. The record is from RefSeq and is a predicted model, not a curated record.